Rattus norvegicus (Norway rat) is the source of this 7567-nucleotide messenger RNA. NCBI's taxonomy places the organism in Eukaryota, Metazoa, Chordata, Mammalia, Rodentia, Muridae. The record is from RefSeq and is a predicted model, not a curated record.
UUUUUUUUUUUUUUUUUUUUUUGUCCUUUUUUUGGAGCUGAGGACCGAACCCAGGGCCUUGCGCUUCCUAGGCAAGCGCUCUACCACUGAGCUAAAUCCCCAACCCCUUUUUUUUUUUUUUUUUUUUUUUAAGAUUUAUUUAUUUCAUGUAUGUGGGUACAUUGUCACUGUCUUCAGACACCAGAAGAGGGCAUCGGAUCCUAUUACAGAUGGUUUCGAGCCACCAUGUGGUUGUUGGGAAUUGAACUCAGGACCUCUGGAAGAGCAGUCAGUGUCCUUAACCACUGAGCCAUCUCUCCAGCCCCCAGUCCAGGACUUCUUGCCAUGCUACGCAAUCACUCUACCAACCGAACUACAUUCCCAGGCUCAAGUGUGGGUUUUUAAUGUAUAGUCCUGUGACCCUAAAAUUUUUAGAAUAUCUGAGAAGUGCCCAGGGUAUCCGGCGACGCGAAUUGUGUUUAUGCUCUGUUUGAGGUUUUUCCUGGAAAUAACCGAGCUUUUGCUGCCCUAAAUCCUCUUUCCAAAAUUUAAACCUAGGUCACUUCUCUCCAAUGGCGCGAACACGGGCUCUGUGACGUUCGCUGUUAAUUCGCAACUCCUUCUCUCAAAGAGCAAACACGGACGCGUUCUUAAAACAGCUGUCGCUAUUUCGCAUACGGUCUUGGAGCGUCCCUCGAGGUCAAGGCCAUGGCGGGGUGGCCCCUACAGCCCCAGCCAGGCCCGCGUGUCCACUUAGGAAUUCCUAGCCUUAUUUAGACCGCGCCACCACCGAGCCCGGACAACAGCUGCUCUGCUUGCUACAGGAAGUGGAAGCCCGCGCGCCUGACCCGGAACUAUAUGUUGGUCCCGCCCUCUUGGUGCCCCGCUUCCUUCUGCAACAGGCGUGGGUCACGGGCUCGCUCGCUCUCUUUCCACCGCCAUCUUGGUUCCGUGUUCUCCGCACAAAAUGCCCGGUGAAGCCACAGAAACCGUCCCUGCUACAGAGCAGGAGUUGCCACAGCCUCAGGCUGAGACAGCUGUGCUUCCUAUGUCUUCAGCCUUGAAUGUUACUGCUGCUCCAGGGCAGCCUGGAUCUCCCUCUCCUUCCUCCCUGGGCCCCCAGCAAAGCCCUCUAGUGACUGCUGCCCAUCAGUCUUCUCCACUCCCCUCUAGUCUUCCCUCCACCCCCUUUGAAGUUCCUUUUGCCCAGCCAGAAACUGCUGUGCCUUCAGGAGCUGCCCCUCCCGCCCCAACUUUCCUGCCACACCUGAUAGGGCCUCCUAUCUCCCCAGCUGCCUUAGCUUUGGCCUCUCCCGUGAUAGGUCCAGCUCAGAAAGGUGCCCGUUCCUCCUCUGCUCCCUUGUCUCUGGUCGCAUUGGCUCCUCACUCUAUUCAGAAGAGCUCUGUGUGUCCCCCUCACCCUCUCACCUUACCUCCAUCAGCUGCUGGAGCAGAGUCAGGGGCAUUGACAUCUCUGACAGCUUCCAUCCCUCUCUUAGAAUCAAAGGCUUCUACCAGUCAAGUUCCCUCUCAGGGAACCCCGAAUCUGAAAGGUACUACUACCCCGUGUCCUCCAGAUGUAGUCAGUGCUUUUCCUUCCCACCUUGAAAACCCCCUGGCCUCUGUUCAGCCUGGUUUAACAUCCUGUCCUCAAACACUGUCCAUCACUUCCCCAGUUAAAGGUGUUCCCAUUUCCUCAGCUCUGACACAAAGUCUGCUAAGCCUUAACCUUAGGGGACCUGUUAGUUCACCUCCUCAGAGCACUGUAACUCCCAGCAUCCCCCCAGCAGCCUCAGCUUCCCUGGGUUCUCCUCUUCCACUUCUACAUCACAGUUCUUUGGAUUCUCCUGUCCAGCCUCCAGGUCAGUCAGGUCUUACAGUGAACACCACCAUUUCUGUAGAUCAUCCUUUUGUUGCAGCCUCUUACCCACCUGAGCGAUCGGCAGUUUCUCCUCUUCCUUCCAGACAUGAGCUGGCUGCUGAUUCUGGGGCAGCUCCAUCUAUUGACAAAGGCUCCUCAGCUGUUACUAAGGAAACCUGCAGCUCUUCUGGCUCUGCGAAUGAAGCUGGUACUUCAUUGUCUCCUGCAGCCCCUCUCACUCCCAAAAGUUCUAAUGCUGCUCUGCAGCCCUCGGUGACUCAGGUUCCUCCUCCUCAAAAACCUGGCUUAAAAGAAACUCCUGCCUCUUGUAUUAGAGCCAUGCACCCUGCACUGGAUAACCCUUCUACCAUGUCUGUAGCACCUGCCACUCAUGUGUCUCCUCCAGCUUCAUCGGGUCUUAUAAAAAGUGAAGACCCAGCGUCCCCUGUUUCUUCACUUUCAGUACCUGCUGCUCAUAAGCCGUUUCCUGCCCCUUCAAUGUCAACUACUCUAGGGAUACCUGUGUCUCCUCUGCCAGCCACUGAAGGCCUUCAAAAUCUUCCGAUUUCAGUAAAUGCAGGAGCCCCUGUUUCUCCAGCCCAGGCAGGGCUUCCUAUCAGAAAAGAUACUACUGUACAAACCUUGGCCCCAGUAGCACUUAAAGAGUCUCCCUCUUCUCAAAGCGCAUCUUCUUUGGAGGUGCUUUCAGAAGACACAAAGAAGACUACAGGAGGGCCUGCCCCUGUGGUGCGACCAGCCAUUGCUACUGGUGCUCCUACUACCCUGGACUACCCACCUGCCGGCUAUGUGAACCCAAACCCUGUCAGUCAGCCUCUCAAAAGUUCUGCCCCAGCAAUGGCUCCAUUUCUUUCAGAAAGUUGUGAUUCUAAAGGGCUGGUCCCUAGAACUGCCAAAGAUACCUUUCCUUCUGUUAAUUCACCUCUGGUUCCUUUACCCUCUGAAGGCUGUCCUGUGGCUCCAUCUAUGGCGUUGUCCCACCAGAAUGCUUCUGUUUCUGUGACUACUGCCAAGUCUGUACCCUUUCCUGCUCCUCCCUCAGCUGGAGUUUCUUUUUCCAGUGCAAAGAAAGUCGAUGUUGUCUCUCAGAUGGAGUCUUCAGACUCCUCUCAAGAAGGGCACCCAAAUGCUUCUGUGUCUUCUCAGACUAAACGGCCUGCAUCCAAAAAGGGUUCUUUUCCCUCAGAUGUUUCUCCUGGAAAUGUUUCCUCUCCUCAUUGUUCACUUGAGACUUCUUUUCUCCCAGAGGCAGGUCUUUCUUUUCAAGGCCCUAAAGGCGCCUCUAUUGUUCCCACAGAAACUUCUGUAUCCUCCAAAAAGACCCCAGCAGAAAUUCUUCCUUCCCCCCAAAAGACACCAACGGCUACAGCUUCCAGACUGACCUCAGCAGUCCAGUCUCCUAAACUGGACCCUACUGUAUCAGAUGUGAUUCCAGCAACUGUAGUCCCCAGAGAUACUUCUGCAAGCCUUUCUCUCAAAAGUGUCCCAGCUGUGACUUCUCUGUCUUCCCAAAAGGCCCCUGCAGCCCCAUCUCCUAACGAAGCCCUCGUUGCUCCUACAGAGAUUCCCACCUCCCUCAAAAAUGCCCUAGCAACUACAGCCCCGAAAGAGACUUUAGCAACCUCAACUCUCAAAGUUGCCUCUACUGCCCCAGUUGUGACUUCUCCCUCCCCACAGAAGACUCCAAAAUCCGUAUCUCCUAAGGGUGCCCCCGCUGUCACCUCUAAAAAGGCAAAAGAAAUUGCAGCCUCCAAAGAAGUGUCAACAUCCCAGUUUCCCAAAGAGGCCCCUCUUCUACCACAUGCAGCUCCUACCUCCCCACCAAAGUCCCCAGCCACUGACCCACUCAAUGGGGCUCUAACAAGCCCAUCCCCCAAAGUUGCCCCUGCCACCCUAGUUGAGAGUCCUACCUCUCCUAAAAAGGCCCCCAAAACUGCAGCCCCCAAAGAAACUCCAGUGACUCCAUCUCUUGAAGGGGUUACAGCUGUACCACUGGAGAUUAAUCCUUGCCCCAAAAAGGCCCCCAAAACUUCAACCCCCAAAGAAAGUUCAGUGACUCUAUCUUCCAAAAGAACCCCUAAAAGUGCAGUUUCUAAAGAAAUUCCUUCUAACGAAGUCACAGCUGUGCCAUUGGAGAUUUCUCUGCCUCUAAAAGAGACCUCCAAAAGUGCAAUACCUGUUGAAAAGUCAACCUCAUCCUCAAAAAGUUCCCCCAAAACUGUAGCCCCCAAAGAAACUCUGCCUGAAGAGGUCACAGCUGUGCCUCUGGAGGUUUCUCUGCCUCCAAAAGAGAUGCCCCAAAAUGCAAGCCCCAGAGAAACUCCACCUGAAGGAGUCACAGCUGUGCCAUUGGAGAUUCCUCCUACCCCAAAAAAGGCCCCCAAAACUUCAGUCCCUAAACAGAUUCCUGUAACCCCAUCUCCCAAAGAUGCCUUUACUACCCUAGCUGAAAGUCCUCCCUCCCCCAAAAAGGCACCCACAACUGCAGCCCCCAAAGAAGUUCCAGCAGCCCCAUCAGUGGGGAUCACAGCUGUAUCAGAGAUUUCUCCCUCCCCAAAAAAGACCUCAAAAACUGCAGUCCCCAAAGAAGAUUCAGCAACCUCAUACCCCAAAAGGUCCCCCAAAACUGCAACUCCCAAAGAAAAUUCAACUUCAUCCCCAAAAAGGUCCCCCAAAAUUGAAGCCCCCAAAGAAACUCUAGCCACAUCUCCUGAGGGGGUUACAGCUAUGCCACUGGAGAUUCCUCCUUCCCCCGCAGCUCCAGCCUCCAAACGGGUUCCUGUGACCCCAUCUCCCAAAGGUGCCUCUAAUACCCUAGCUGAGAGUUCUGCCUCCCCUAAAAAAGCCCCUAAAACUGCAGCCCCCAAAGAAACCUCAACUCCAUCCCCCCAAAAAAUUCCUAAAAUGUCAGGUCCCAAAGAGACUCCAGCAACCCCACCUUCCAAAAAGAGCCCCAAAACUGUAGCCCCCAAAGAAACUUCAGCACCUUCUGAGGGGGUCACAGCUUUACCACUGAAGGUUCCUCCCUCCCCCAGAAAGGCCCCCAAAACUGCAGUCCCCAAAGAAACUCCAGCCCCAUCUCCUGAAGGGGUCACCACUGCACUAGUGCAGAUUCCUCCCUCCCCCAGGAAGGUCAAGAGAACAAGCUCCAAAGAAACACCCACAAACCCAUCUCCUGAAGGAGUUACAGCUGCACCACUAGAAAUUCCCUUAACUUCCAAAAAGAACCCCAAAAUGGCAAGCCCCAAAGAAAUGCUAGUAACCCCACCUUCCAAAAAGGUUUCCCAAACUGGAGAUCCCAAAGAAACUCCACCUGAAGGGGUCACAGCUGUGCCACUGGAGAUUCUUCCUUCCCCCAAAAAGACUCCCAAAACUGUAGUCCCUAAACAGGUUCCUGUAACCCCAUCUCCUAAAGAUGCCCCUACUACUCUAGCAGAAAGUCCUCCCUCCCCCAAAAAGGCACCCACAACUGCAGCCCCACCCUCUGAAAGGGUCACCACUGCACCACCAGAGAAGCCUGCCACCCCACAGAAGGCCUCAGCGACCGUAGCCUCCAAAGUGCUGGUCCCUGCUGAGACACUGGAAGUUGCUGUCUCCCCCAAAGAGACUCAUCCCUCCUCCCAUAAAAAGACCCCAAAGACUGUAGAUCUUAAAGAAGGUCCAGCAGCCCUCCCUCCCUCCCCCACAAAGAGCCCCAAAAUUUCAUCUUCCAAAAAGGCACAAAAUACUUCUGCCCCUAUCGAGUUUCCAGCAAGCUCUUCUAUUAAAGCUGUCACCACCUCACUGGCACAGACGGUUCCCUGUGUGCAAAAGGCUCCAUCAACAAUAGCCCCCCAGGAGAAUUCAGCUGCCCCAGUUGCUAUUCCUGUCUCCAACAAAAGCCCAGCAGCCCCAACUACUGCAAAUGCUUCUGUUGCCCUAGCUGCCGCUUCCCUUUCCCCAACUCCCCAAGUCAAGAUUUCUCCUUCCAAAAAGACCCCAGCUACUUCAGCUCUUCAAACAGUUCCAAAAGAGGCCACAACCAUCCCAUCUGGUAAAAAGGCUCCAGCCAUUGAGACCUCCAAUGAGACUUCAACAACUCUAUCUCUCAAAGGGGCCCCCAAGGAGACCUCAGAAACUUCAACAUCCAAAGGAGUUCUCACGUCCACAGUCAACUCUUCCUCUCCUAAAAAGGUCCCAUCCUCCAAAAGGGCCUCUACUCUCCCAGCUACAACUCUUCCCUCUAUUAAAGAGGCCUCUGUUCUCUCACCCGUUCCUACUUCUUCCACAAAAGACUCCCACACUUACCCAGUGUCCACAGCUUGUAGCACAGCAACUACUACCCCUCAGGCAUCUGAAAAGCUCCCAGCAAAGAAAGAACCUGCAGCUCUCACAGAAGUGCCUGCUGCACCUGCUCCAGAAAGUGCUUUGGCCAUCACUGUUCCCAUUCAGAAAGUCCCAAGAACCAAGCGCAAUUCUGCUUCGCCUCCUAAGUGCCCAGAUCCCUCUGCUAAGAAAGAUACAAAGGGCCUCCUUUCUGCGGUAGCUCUAGCCCCUCAGACAGUCCCUGUUGAGAAAAACUCUUCAAAACCUAUAGAAGUUCUGCCUCUUUGCCCUGCAAAAGGCAGCGAUUCUGUUCAUUCCCCAAAGGGACCCAUGGAGUCUCAGGAAGCUACUCCUCAGGCAGCAUUUACCUCUGACAAAGUCCUUCCAAAAGCUGUGUCUAAGUCUGUGGCUCCAAAGCCUACCCUAGCAGCUUCCCUGACUCUUGCUCCCUCCCCAGUUCCCCCUCUGCCUCCUAAGCAGCCAUUUCUUCAAUCGGCACCUGAGUCCGUGCUGGAAUCACCCUCUAAGCUCCCAGUCCCUGCAGAUGAGGAUGAGCUGCCGCCUCUGAUUCCCCCGGAAGCAGUCUCUGGGGGAGUGCCUUUCCAGCCGAUCCUGGUCAACAUGCCCACCCCUAAACCUGCUGGGAUCCCUGCCCCAGCCCCCUCUGCCAAGCAGCCUGUUCUGAAGAACAACAAGGGGUCGGGAACAGAGUCUGACAGUGAUGAAUCAGUGCCAGAACUCGAGGAACAGGAUUCCACACAGACAGCCACACAACAGGCCCAGCUGGCAGCCGCGGCUGAGAUCGAUGAAGAACCUGUUAGUAAAGCCAAGCAGAGUCGGAGUGAGAAAAAGGCAAGGAAGGCCAUGUCCAAACUGGGUCUUCGACAGGUUACAGGGGUUACGAGAGUCACUAUCCGGAAAUCUAAAAAUAUCCUCUUUGUCAUCACAAAACCGGAUGUCUACAAGAGCCCAGCUUCAGAUACCUACAUAGUGUUUGGGGAGGCCAAGAUUGAGGACUUGUCGCAGCAAGCACAGUUGGCAGCUGCUGAGAAGUUCAAAGUUCAAGGAGAGGCUGUUUCCAACAUUCAGGAGAACACGCAGACGCCGACUGUCCAAGAGGAGAGCGAAGAAGAGGAGGUUGAUGAAACGGGUGUGGAAGUUAAGGACAUAGAGUUGGUCAUGUCACAAGCAAAUGUGUCAAGAGCAAAGGCUGUCCGAGCCCUGAAAAACAACAGUAACGAUAUUGUAAAUGCUAUUAUGGAAUUAACAAUGUAAUUAUCUGACAGCAAGGACACCCUCCUCCCCCUUCCCCCCCUUUUUGGUGUUUGAAAAGUGGAACUACAGCUUGGUUUAAAAUUUGUACUGUUUCUAUCACUAAUAAAGUGUAGCUUCUUGUUGGAUGGA